CACAGGGCAGCAGACAUGGCGGGCACAGCUAGCUGUUCGUCGGUCCCCGGUACUAUGGGAUAAGCCGCGGUUUCCCUCCACCCGGGUUACCGCUCGAAGCUGUCCCUUUAACGCGCUUCCACCUGAGCCUGCCCUACGAACAUGGCGGAGUCCGGCGGGGAAGAGUUCGUCUCGCUGGGGCAGAGCAGCAUGGCUGACAAGAACAGCAGCAUGAAAUGCACCUUUUCCGCUCCAGGCCAUAGCACAACCGUUCUGCAGGGACUGACUGCACUACGAGCACAGGGCCUGCUGCUUGAUGUCAUUCUUACCAUAAACAAUGAAGUGUUCCAAGUGCACAAAGUGGUCCUAGCUGCCUGCAGUGACUACUUUAGGGCGAUGUUUACAGGAGGAAUGAGAGAAGCCAGUCAAGAUGUUAUUGAACUUAAAGGAGUAUCUUCUAGAGGACUGCGACAUAUCAUUGAUUUUGCAUACAGUGCGGAAGUUACUCUCGAUCUAGACUGCAUUCAUGAUGUCCUUGGAGCUGCUGUUUUUCUCCAAAUGGUACCUGUUGUGGAACUUUGUGAAGAGUUCCUGAAAUCUGCAAUGAGUGUGGAGACUUGUCUAAAUAUUGGGCAGAUGGCAACAACUUUCAGUCUGGCCUCUCUGAAAGAAUCAGUUGAUUUAUUCACUUUUAAACAUUUUCUUAAAAUUUCUGAGGAAGAAGAUUUUCUUCAUUUGCCUCUGGAACGGCUAGUUUUCUUCCUCCAAAGUAAUAAGUUAAAAAACUGCAGUGAAAUAGAUUUAUUUCAUGCUGCAAUCCGUUGGUUGCAGUUUGACUAUUCCCGACGAGCAAAUGCUAGUCAAGUUCUUUGCCACAUUCGCUUUCCAUUGAUGAAGUCUUCCGAGCUGGUGGACAGUGUUCAGAUUGUGGACAUCAUGGUAGAAGACGUGUUAUGCCGACAGUUUCUGCUUGAGGCCUUCAACUACCAAAUUCUUCCAUUCCGCCAGCAUGAAAUGCAGUCUCGUAGGACCAUUAUUAGGUCAGAUGUAUGCUCACUUAUAACGUUUGGUGGAACGCCUUAUACCGAUAAUGAUCGAACAGUAAGCACUAAAGUAUAUUACUUGCCAGAUCUGACUGCUCGUCAGUUUAAAGAACUCGAUGAAAUGGAGAUUGGUUGUAGCCAUGCUUGUGUUGCAGUCCUGGACAAUUUUGUAUAUGUUGUAGGAGGACAGCAUUUGCAAUAUCGAAGUGGUGAAGGUGCUGUAGAAGUAUGUUUUCGCUAUGACCCUCAUUUAAAUCAGUGGCUGCGAAUUCAACCCAUGCAAGAGAGCAGAAUUCAGUUUCAACUGCAUGUCUUGUAUGGCAUGUUAUUUGCAACUGGGGGAAGAAACAGAUCAGGAAGUUUGGCAUCUGUCGAAAGGUAUUGUCCAAGGAAGAAUGAAUGGACAUAUGUCUGCUCUUUAAAACGCAGAACUUGGGGUCACGCAGGUGCUACACUUCAAGGCAAACUAUAUAUUUCAGGUGGCUAUGGAGUAUCCGUUGAUGACAAGAAAGCCUUGCAUUGUUAUGACCCUUCUUUAGAUCAGUGGGAAUUUAAGACUCCAAUGAAUGAGCCAAGAGUUCUUCAUGCCAUGGUAGGGACCAAGAACAGAAUUUAUGCUUUUGGUGGUAGGAUGGAUCAUGUUGAUCGAUGUUUUGAUGUUUUGGCCGUUGAGUAUUACACUCCAGAGACUGACACGUGGACAACUGUAAGUCCAAUGAGAGCUGGACAAUCAGAAGCAGGAUGCUGUCUUUUAAAGCACAAAAUUUUUAUUGUAGGGGGCUACAACUGGCACUUGAACAAUGUGACUAGCAUUGUACAAGUAUACAAUACAGAAACUGAUGAAUGGGAAAGGGACUUGCAUUUCCCAGAAUCCUUUGCAGGAAUAGCUUGUGCAUCAGUUAUACUACCACAGGUUAAAACUCAGAGCUAACCAAAUAUAACAUUUCACAUGGACUUGAACUCCUCUUUGUAUUGCCCAAAGAACAGAAAACUAAAAAGGUGUUCUAUACCUAAAGAUGCAUUAAAGCCUCUGUGUUCUGCAUACUCAUACCAUCUUUGUCUACACACUGUAUUUCCUGCAAUGUUCAUACAUCACUAAGUAUUGUGCUUUUAUUCUAAAUUAUACUGUGAAACUAAAAGCAAUAAUGCAUACUUGCUAAAGCAGUUAAGGUCUACUUUUUUCUGUAGGUGAAUUUUGCCAUUCCCUUCCUCUCCCUAUAUACUGUACAGUAUAUGCUAUUUGUCUUCCUAUCUAUGGUUUAUAGGUGGCGUCCAGUGAGAAAUUGAUGUCAGCAGGCUCAGAGUGGCUUAAAAAUGUAACAAAACUGAUCCUCACUUCACUAAUCUCUCAGUGCUGCCCAGGUCUCUGCUGUUCUCCACUUCCUUCUAAAGUCUUGGCAUGCAAGAAAUGCUCACUCAGCAAAUCACUGGUCAUGACCCAUCUCAGCUAGUGAUUGGCUACUGUCCAUUUCAUGUGUGUCCAAAGUGGGAGCUGGAAGUUUUGAAUAGCAGAAACUCGGGCAGUGAUAUUGGUUCUUUUACCUUUUUAAGCGACUUUGAGCCCACUGCCAUCAUUUUUUGUCCACACUAGAAAACCACUUUUACUAAUCACCUUGUAUUUCAAUUUUGUUAUGGAUUGUUGUACAUCAUGUCUGAUUAUGACACUUUGAUAUGUAUCUCUUUAUCGAUAGUCAAGCUUUCCCAUUCUGCUACAGUAGAUCUUGCAGAAAAAAUAUUGUUUUAUCAGAGAUCACUUUGUUUGGAGAUUUUUUACUUAGCAUUUUGCUGAACUACAUAAACAGUUAAUCACCAAUAGGUCAAAUUCUACAAUCACUGUAACUGGGAUACUCUAUUAUUGGAUAUUUCCACUAUAUGCUAACCAUUAUUAUGGAAUUUAUAUGAUUAUGAUUUGUUGUUUUGAUUUGUGUCUUUUGAAUAAACAU
Bufo gargarizans (Asiatic toad) is the source of this 2965-nucleotide messenger RNA. It is a transcript of the gene KLHL26, whose product is annotated as kelch like family member 26. The record is from RefSeq and is a predicted model, not a curated record. Gene Ontology annotation, molecular function: protein binding. Lineage: Eukaryota; Metazoa; Chordata; Amphibia; Anura; Bufonidae. Bases 142 to 1953 code for a protein of 603 amino acids. The transcript has 3 exons.